This is a messenger RNA of Andrographis paniculata, 1732 nucleotides long. RefSeq names its product mitochondrial thiamine diphosphate carrier 2-like. Gene Ontology annotation, cellular component: mitochondrial inner membrane. Bases 396 to 1385 code for a protein of 329 amino acids. Gene Ontology annotation, molecular function: thiamine transmembrane transporter activity. Lineage: Eukaryota; Viridiplantae; Streptophyta; Magnoliopsida; Lamiales; Acanthaceae. The record is from RefSeq and is a predicted model, not a curated record. The transcript has 8 exons. Gene Ontology annotation, biological process: thiamine pyrophosphate transmembrane transport.
UUGCCCUAAAUUCCCAAAUCCCAAUUUCCCUCCCUAAAUGAACCAUAUGCAAAUUCAUGCACGAUUCAAGAAUGUAUUUAACCCGCCACCUGCAGUAAUUCGCCCCAAUUAAUGGCCGUGUGGUGGCUAUAGGCCUAUAGCAGAAGUUCAACAUCACAAUCCCAAUUCCAUACGACGCUGCUCCAUAUUGUCACUUUUGUUGGAUGCGACUGUCCAAUUAUUCGUUUUUUCCACUUUUAACUGUUGAGAAGGGCUGAAAACGAUUCAACGGUGUGCAGACGUGACCCAUUUGGGCGUGCGCAGUUAGGGUUUGUUCGAUUGUUGACGAUUCGUUGAUGCCUUCUUUCUCCCCUUCAUCCUGUGCAGGUUUUUGAAGUGCAUAUUGGAGGAGGGGAAUGGAAGAGACGGGCCAGCUAAAAAGGGCUUUGAUUGACGCCUCAGCUGGUGCGAUUUCUGGGGGAAUUUCGAGAACGGUCACGUCACCCUUGGAUGUGAUUAAAAUUAGAUUUCAGGUUCAAUUGGAACCGACUGCCCAAUGGGCAUUGCUUCGGAGAGAUGUAUAUGGUCAAUCAAAAUACACGGGGAUGCUGCAAGCAACGAAGGACAUAUUUAGAGAGGAAGGCUUGAGGGGAUUUUGGAGGGGUAAUGUACCAGCCCUGCUUAUGGUUAUGCCAUACACAGCAAUACAAUUUACAGUUCUUCACAAAUUGAAGACAUUAGCUUCUGGUUCUUCCAAGUCAGGAGAUCAUAUCAAUAUAAGCCCAUACCUCUCUUAUGUUAGUGGGGCAUUGGCUGGAUGUGCUGCCACUGUUGGAUCGUAUCCUUUCGAUCUUCUAAGAACCAUUUUAGCUUCUCAAGGGGAGCCUAAGGUUUAUCCGAACAUGAGGUCUGCAUUGGCCAACAUACUUGAAACCCGUGGCUUUCGUGGGCUGUACGCUGGAUUGUCACCCACACUAGUUGAGAUAGUUCCUUAUGCUGGAUUACAGUUUGGGACAUAUGACACAUUCAAACGUUGGGCAUUGGCCUGGAAUAGACACGGAUACCCUUUUGCAUCCCCAUCUGUGAAUACGCUUACAAGUUUUCAGCUUUUCCUAUGUGGAUUAGCGGCCGGGACAUGCGCUAAAGCUGCUUGCCAUCCACUGGAUGUUGUUAAGAAACGUUUUCAGAUCGAAGGACUGCAAAGGGAUCAAAGAUAUGGUGCUCGGGUUGAACACCAUACAUACAGAAACAUGUCCGAUGCCCUUGUUAGAAUCCUACAAGCCGAGGGCUGGGCCGGUCUCUACAAAGGCAUCGUCCCGUCAGUCGUCAAAGCCGCGCCUGCCGGUGCCGUAACGUUUGUUGCUUAUGAAUUCACUUCAGACUGGUUGGAGUCCAUUUUGACUUAGAUUUUUCUUCACUCUUUUUUUGGUUUUUUUUGGCAACAGUUACUAUAUUCUUUUUGUCUUCACCACAAGAUAUAGUUGAGGGUAUUUAUAUUUGAUACCCACCCACCCACCCACCCCAGUUAGAGUGGGCUAUUGCUAUAUAAGUGUUUACGAGGUAGGCAGUAGUUUUAUUGCCUGGGAAAAGCUCCAAAGCCAUAGAGAUUUAAUUCUGAUGAGAUCUUAAGAUUGUAAUGGAAUUGCAGUUACCAUUUCUAUUUGAUGCAAUCAUAAGAUUCAAUAUUUUUUAAGUCGUUUGUAGUUUGAUCCAUCAAACCAUAGUUAUCCGUGUCGGAUUGCGUUACAUUGUA